Messenger RNA from Pocillopora meandrina, 1228 nucleotides. NCBI's taxonomy places the organism in Eukaryota, Metazoa, Cnidaria, Anthozoa, Scleractinia, Pocilloporidae. The record is from the annotation of a GenBank genome assembly.
AUGGACGAGCGGUGUAAUUCCCUAAAAUAUAUUUUUAGUCACGGGAGCCAUGUCCACUUUUGUGUCAGCUAUAAAAGUUGGUGCGGACGAUUCCAAAACUUCAGAACUUUAAAGUGAGCACAUAACAGUGAGUGCCUUGGAGAACACUUGGAACGAUUUCAUAUUCAUUAAUCGCUAUGAUGAUUUGCUUGAAGUCAAAGGUAAGUAGCCAUUUUCUGGUUGGGGGCAUCGUGACUCAUCUACGAUUCAUUUCUGAAUUUUUUUCUUCAUCUCCAACUCAAAAAAGACAAAAAAAGGCAAGAGAAAUCUCCCCUUCAUUUCUCUCAUUUUUACUCUUUCGCUCAUCAUUCGUUGAUCUAUUGAAAAUUGUUCAGUGUCACUACUCUAACAGUCGGUUCUAGUCUCUUAAACUGCUCUGCAUUUAGCACUUGACCCUUAGUUCCCGAAGUGAUCACCGUAGUUUUCAAUUGAGCGUUGAAAGAUACUCAAUUGGUCUAAACAACUUGCACCACCAAGUCCUAGGAAGAGGAAAAUUGAGGGAGAUUAGUUCCCUCAAUUUAGAUCUCUCAACCGAAAAAGGAAACCAACACUUACUUGAGUUUCUUGUACAUACGAGGAGGCAAUUAAAUUCAAAUUGUAUGCCUCAGGGCCAACUUUCCCGGCUGAUUCCUGUAAUGUAAACAUACCUAAACAUCAUAACAAGUAAUCAAGUCUAGGCUUUUUAUUCGCCUUCCAGGACGUCGUCUAUACAACCACGGCUGUUCUGUUAGUGCUUUUCGCCGUUUAUGAAUUUGCUGAAAGCAAGCCAACAUUUCCAGCCAAGGAAAUUGAGGAUUUAGAUCUCUUAGCCGGGGACAUGGCAACGGCAAUGGCAAGUGAUUCUGCAGAGUACAGUGGGGACGAACAUGUACCGCUUUACGAGAAGAAGCGAGUCGGACUAGACACUGAGAGGAGUAAACCGACUAUUCCUGCUGAUGACGACAUCAUGACCUUGAUAUCUUCUCUUCCAGAAGAUAAAGCGGAGGAUGGCGCACUUCUAGGCGUGGGAAAAAGAACCAGACGAGAUACAGCGAAAAACAGCUGUGUACAAGAAAUCAUAUACAAGAUAAUCGACAAUAAAGCUGUAAAAACGGUGGUUUGCGUGGACGGCUGCGAUGAGAUCAGAGGGAUUUACUAUCCCCAGCACAGAGACGAGCCCCAGAUACUUACAGUAGAUUGCAAAAAGAAG